AUGUGUGCCACGUUCUUUUCCAGGCUGCUUUUAAACGUUCGUUGCAAACGACAGGGGCUGACAUUGACCAUGGCGGGCCAAGCAUUGGAGCCGGAGGCAGAGUUCAUGGAGUUCUUCGGGGCAACGAUGCCGGCGCUUCGGGACACGGUGGCCAAGAGAGCAGCGGACUUGAGCAGUCAGACAGGGCCCAACAAGCGCCCCCAUCUGGAAGCUCCGAAACAGGGCAAAGGAAAAGGAUGGGGAAAGGGCAGUCGGAACAACGGUGGAUGGGGAAACAGGAUUCAGCACUCGACUCCAACCCAGGCUCCAUUCACUCUUUCUUCCGACGACCUUCAGCACAUGAUGCACAUCAUGGCGAGGCUACUGGUGCAACAGGACAACGAGAUCCAGAUGAUCAAGAUGGACAAGCAGUUUCUCCUUCACUUCGAGACGCGCCCUCAGGGUAUGGUUCACAUGUUCUGGGAGUCGGCACAGGUCUGGAAACAGGCCAAAGCCGAGCAGCCACCCAAGGUGGACAAAUCGCUCAUGGUAACGUUACUGCUGUGCAUGAUGAUGGAGUUGGAAGCUCGCUUGGACAAACUGUCGUGGCCCUACAUGGUUUGGACGGGGGAAAAGCUCGAGCUGGACAACAACAAAGCGGCAAUCCCACACGACGACAUGAUGGAGAUCAUUCGCGAGAUCAAGAAGAACCUCUUGGACAAGACCGAAGAGUUGGUGCACAAGUUCCACAGCGUUCUCGGGUUGGCGGAGCAGAUGGAGGGAGACACUCUCCCGUUUCUGCUUUCCAUCAGCACGCGCGGGGCGCUGGCGGAUCGGACCUUCGAGCUCUUCCGCAUGCUCGAAGGCAACACGGUGCUACGGAUCGUGGGGGCUCGGCUUCGCGGAGAACGUCUUCGGAGGCAGCCACUGGUCAAUCAGCUGGUGGACGCAAUGGCCCAGCUACAGCUGAGCAAGUGA
Symbiodinium necroappetens is the source of this 957-nucleotide messenger RNA. The record is from the annotation of a GenBank genome assembly. Lineage: Eukaryota; Dinophyceae; Suessiales; Symbiodiniaceae.